AUGGCUAAGAAACUCUGUCUGCUGUCCCUGGAUGGCGGAGGUAUUCGGGGCCUGUCAUCACUCUUCAUCCUCCUGGACCUUAUGAAAUCGCUGGAUCCAUACGAUCCACCCAAACCAUGCGACGUCUUCGAUAUGAUCGGAGGGACAUCUACCGGAGGCUUGAUUGCGAUCAUGCUUGGCAGGAUGAAGAUGACCGUCCACGAAUGUAUUGAGGCCUAUCUAUACAUCAGUCGCAAGUGGAACGUGCAUAACGGGUUUAUCCACUUUGAUUUGAAGGAGGAUUUCAAACGUUUCAUAUUCAAGCAUACGAUGGAGCCGGACGAGCUCUUCUGCAAGAGCGGGUGCGAUACGGGGUGCAAGACAUUCGUAUGUACUACAAGCAUUCGAACUUGGGGAACUGUCAUCAUGUCGAGCUACUAUUCAUAUUAUCGGGACAACGACUAUAAUGCCAAGAUAUGGGAGGCUGCUCAGGCGACAACAGCGGCGACAUCAGCGACGGAUUCCAGAUUCGACGACAUGACACUCUUUGGUGCCAACAAAGCGGUGAACCCCAUAAACUACCUUUGGAUCGAAGCAACCAAUCUCUUCGGAAAGGACCAGGUGGAUUGGAAACUAGAGGACCACCUCCAAUGCCUAGUCUCGAUCGGGACGGGCUCUCAACAAAGCCUACCAACACCAACACCCUUGAACCUUUCUGAAAAUGCGACUAGUUGGAUUGAAUUACAAAAGGCGCUCGAAAAAGAGACCGAUGAGAUAUCCAAUGGAUUUCAAAAGAACCAUGCCCAGCUUUUCCAACAAGGGGUGGCCUUUCGAUUCAACGUGGACAAAAGUGUCAACGUCGACGGAAAUAAGUAUGAGUUUACUGGCGAGGCAGACAUAGCCCAUGAGAUUUCACGUGUCACCAGGACAUACCUUAAGGAAGCCAGGUCUACUUUGGUCUUGCCUUGCAUGAAACGACUGAAGGCAAAAGCCUUCAAUUCUCAGUUCAAGCCUCUGCUUGGUAGUAGCCUCAGAGUCAGCGCCCAAGGCGAGGAAGAAAUGCCUUCAAGUCCAAGCGACCAAGUAUCACAAGAGGCAAUACAAAGCAAAUUUGUAUGGACUCCCGAUAAUAUAUUGGUUGACACAACUUUCGAGGUUUCUUGGGAGCUGCAACGCUGCAUUCAAGACGAAUUGGAUGGUGAUUACAAUCUUGGCCCCGUUCUUACCAUCUCCGGCGAUUCCUCACAUUUUUGGGCCACAUCAUGUCUUGAAUAUGUUGAACACAGAUGGCCUACAAUCGGUAGCGCAUUUCUCCAGCUGUUGCGGCGCACGGAAGGCUUCACGCGCAAGGUAGGGGCUGGUCAACAAGAUCUUGGUGGCAGUGAUUCAGAAGAUGAGGAGGAGACUGAUGGGAGUAUAUGGUCACAAGUAAAAAACGACCUACCAACACACGACGACGACGAAGACUUUGGUGACAGUGAUAUAGAGGAAGAGGAUUACAAUGAUGAGACCUUUGAGGAUAUAUCUUCAGAGGACGGGCCACAGCUAGGGUUUUCGAUUUUUGCUGAAGCUCUUCAGUCUUUCGAUCAACGAGGACGGGGCGCAUGUUGGGCACCGUUAUUCCCCAGCACCGUUAUUGCCUGCGGGUUUUCUGUUCCAAAGAUUCCUUAUACCAACGGUCUGCAAAUAUCUGUCAAUGGUAUGUUGGAGAUGGCAGAUAUACUAUACGACGUCAACUUCAAGAGCGACGAUGGUGAGUCCAGUGGAAUUUAUCUCGACGGCAUCGCCUGGAGACUUUAUCCUACGGCCUACUUCAAGGAAGGAAAUACCCCUAUCGUCCAGUGGCACUUGGUAAAGAAGGAACCACACGAAGAAAACCACCAAGGUCUUCCGCCUGAGCUCCAUGGUGGACCGAAAUGGCUUGCAGAUGUUUCACUGGACACUUUGCAAUCUGCGAUUGCCGUCUUAGGUUAUUGCGACGACGCCCAUGUCUAUCUCGGCACAGAUGAACGCAAACAGCAGUAUAAGCUGUUCCGUCAUAGUAAAGCGCGCGACGAGAGACAUCCGAAGCAACUAACGCUGGGUAACAUAACACUUGGCCUCGGCUUCAAACCUGCAAGCAUUUCAAUCCCAUUUGCUGUGAAGAAGAGAAAGGGGCUUGUCGACUCGCGCAAGGACGAGGCCGUCAAGAAUUUCUCGCUGCUAGCGGAAUGCAUAAGCAAGAAGCCGGUGAUUCUGUUUGAAACCGAGAAGGGGAGAGAGAAGGCAUGGAUGGUGUCUCAACUGUCGAUGUUUCUCGACUUAUACAACUACUGGGCUUUCAAGACCGGAUUGGAGGACAUCAAAUAUGCAAAGGCUGGCGCGGAUGGCGGUGAGCAGGCCAAAAUUAUCCUCAAUGACGAGGAGUAUUCCACAAGGGUGUUAUACAAAAAGAGGGGAUCGGAUGAUAAAGAUCUGAAUGUCAGCGACAUGGUUAUGAGGAUAUACGGCCGCUUCAUGCACAAGGGUCCCGGCGGCAGGGACAGUCACCAGCUGUCUGACAUAACGGUCCCAAUGGGAAGAGUAGGAAACAGUAUCCUGGGCUGGGACUGGCUCAACUUGGUAGAGUCGACGCCUUUGGAUGAGUCGCCCAGGCUGGAAGUUUGGAUGGGAAACGCCGGGAUGCCACCUUGGGCCCCUCUAAUGAAGACGGUGCGCGUUCUCUUCGGCCAUGGGAUAGGCGAGCUGAUUAAGCCUCAAAAACCACAGGAUGUGUGUGCAAACUGGUGCCCUGUCCCUGGAGGUCUCGAGAGCCUUUACUUGGUCACCACUGUACCAUGUGUGAAGGCUAGAGAGGCUUUUGGUGGAGCUGAGAAGCCUGGUUUGGCCCCCGGGAUUGUGUGGAACUUCAGUAUUGACUGUACCUUCCAGCCGUGUGUCCAUGGUAAGUUGGACGUGGAGAAGUGUAUCAAGCAACCACAAAGUCUCUACAUCGAGCCAGACAACAGCCGACAGAAACUGCACAAGAAACCGCCAAUAAUUACCAGUAGAAUCGCUGAAGCAUCGGAUCCGAGGGAGCCGAUACCUCCUAACGGUGCGGUGGUCUUUGCCAAGUCCCGAAAAAGCGAGAAGACGCUGCCUGAAGUAGAGGCACUGGGCAACGGCGCGGGUGAGGGCACCUGUGGGGUGGACAAUCCGAGAGAGCAGGUCAACGAUGAUGUUGCGCCGUUGCAGAAAGCACACAGUAGCUCAAAAGAGAGGUCACCGGAUCGGUUGAACCAUACAGUUGACGGACCCGUUAGUUCAGACCUGACAGAGACGGUGUGCGGCGACCUGGUGGCUUUGCGGACGAAGAAGUCUCGCGCAUGUAAUAACAAGGGCAAGGGUGAGGAAAGUGGAGGGGACGGUGGCACGAAUUUUUCGAGCUUGAGCGAGAAGAUGAUCGAUGCGUGUAAGACCGAGACAAUCUCGAAUUCGAAUUUGGAUCUCGAUGUCGGGGAUAGUGUAACGAAGGCGAUCAAGUUGUUCUUCGAGAAGCACCGCAACGGCCUAGAGAAGGAGGAGCGGAGAAGAGUACUGCGAAAGUUGUCCGAGCAUCAAUCGGCUUCCUUAUUUCUGAUGGUUUACGAGGGUGAUGAGAAUAUCGCGAAAGAGAAUCGAGACGAUUUGGUGGACAUGUGGAAAGAGGAAUGCCGAAUCGGGGCAUGA
This is a messenger RNA of Diaporthe amygdali, 3666 nucleotides long. RefSeq names its product serine/threonine protein kinase. The record is from RefSeq and is a predicted model, not a curated record. NCBI's taxonomy places the organism in Eukaryota, Fungi, Ascomycota, Sordariomycetes, Diaporthales, Diaporthaceae. Gene Ontology annotation, cellular component: membrane. The coding region runs from base 1 to 3666 and encodes 1221 amino acids. The transcript has 5 exons. Gene Ontology annotation, biological process: arachidonate metabolic process.